AUGUCGAGUGAAUAUUAUUUCCAACAAUGGCAAAAAACGCUUCGCAAACUGGAACAAUUAUUGUAUUUAGAUAUUGAGUACCAGGAAACUAAAUCCCACGACAAAAGUUCGUGUGACGCGGCUCUCAAACUAUCCGGCAUGCUCGGCUGCUACAUAGCUUGUUACAACGAGGCUCUAGAGUGCUCCCAGCAGAACUUACAAGUGCAGAAAUCUGAAGAUAUUCGCGCUAUUGUUAAGACUAUUGUGGGACGAAUCCUUGAACUGAAAGAGCAAAUACGAAAACAUGAGGGAAGUUUUUACCAAUUUAUAGGCGGAGGUUUAAUAAAACACAAACUAACACCAUAUGAUGCAGAAUUACAUGGCAUAGUAGAAAAUUGCGAGCGCCCGGAAAAUAUCCAGCUUAUAAUAGAUGAGGCUUUUCAGAAAGCACGCCAAAUAAAAGAAGAAGAAGAUUUUACUGAACGUUUUGACGAAAUAAUAAUUGAUGAAACGAAUGGUGCUUGGUGGAACGAAACAGACAUAAUAGAGGAAACUGACAAAAAACAUGGUAUAAAUAUUGGAGCUAUUUACGAAGUUGAGGAAAUAAUUUCAGAAGAAACCUUACACAGGAAACAUUUAAUCGCUUUUAUACAGGCUCAUGAAAAAUCAAGGCAAAUGAUUCAAAAAUUAACGUGGCAAAAACGUAAACGAUGUUUAUGGGAAAAAGAGUUAAACGGAACGUUAAAUCCCCCGGCACGAUUAGAGAUAAGGGAAAAAGCUGCAAUAAUUAUUCAAAAAAUUUUAAGAACGUAUUUUCAAAUUAAGCGGAAAAUAAUAAGAGAUUAUCAAUAUGAUGAAUUAUUGGGAAUUAAAAUUCGUAAAAAAUCAGAUGAAAAUGAAAUGAAAAGAGAAAAGCAAAUGAUGAUAUUCGACAGAUCGCAAAAGUAUACAGAAUUGAAUGCACAGUGGAUGGUUGAAUGUAAAGAGAUUAAAAAUACGUUUUUAAAGAGAAAAAGGGAUGAUACUGCUGAUGAUUUUCGUGAAUACAUUCGAGAAUGGUUUAAAAAAUGGUUUGACGAAGCGAAAUUUUUCUUAGAUAUACCGAAAGAAAACCAAGGAGGAUUGAGUGUUAUUCUCAAAGAAGAAAUAUCAUCGCCAUCUGAAUGGAUUGAGGAAUAUAAAGCGUACAUAGAACAGAAAAAAGCCAAUAAAAAUAAAACAGCGACUGAGAUUAAAUGGGAGAAAAUGGAAGCAAAACAGGAAGAACUGAUGUUAAAAAAAGAAGAAAUUAGAAAAAAGAAGCAAGAAACUGAACUACUAAAGAAAAUAAUGAAAAAUCCAAAGAUGCAUCCUGGAUAUCAUUACCCAAAAUCUAAGAAAAUACAACGAAUUGUUAAAGCGGUUGAGGAAUAUAAAAUGAAAUGGUUACAUAUCGAUGAACGCAAGUUUAAAGAAGUUAAAGAAGGAUAUAUAAAGGAUAUUGAUAUUGACAAUUUAUAUGCUGAAGCCAAAAAUGAAAUUUUGAAUACCAUUGACGAGGAUAUACGAGAGGAACUCAAGAAAUUAAAUCAAGCGUUAAAAGAGGAUUAUGCUAGAAAUGACGAACCAAUGCCAGAAAAUAUCAAGCAAAAAAUUAAGCGGCCUAAGAAACAGAAUAAAAUAAAAACAGUCAAUGAAGAAAUAAUUUCUGAAAAACUAACAAAUCUUGUUUCAAAAGGCAUCCUGGUAGAAUACCCGAAAACCAGAUUCCAAGAUUUCUUAGCAGAAUAUAAUUUUGCCGGGGACGAUUUUAAAUGCGAUCUUAAAAUUGUUCAGCCUCUUGGAGGCGAAAUGCUAUCCAUAUGGUGGGAGAAAUGCCGAGAUGUGAUGCAUGGAUUUAAAAGUAUUCUGCUAAUUGGACCUAGGAACAGUGGGAAGACUAUUUUAGUACACGUCAUGGCAUCAAUAAAUAAUGCAACUUUAUACGACUUAAAUCUUCUUGACUUGCAUGAAGAACCAAUAGAGAGUAUAAAAGAAAUUAUCGCUUCUUUAAUAAAUUGUGCUAAAGCUACACAACCAUCUGUCAUAUAUAUCAGACACGUCCACAGACUAUACUACAGAAAGUAUUGCUGA
Molecule: messenger RNA, 2091 nt
Organism: Zerene cesonia (dogface butterfly)
Lineage: Eukaryota; Metazoa; Arthropoda; Insecta; Lepidoptera; Pieridae
Product: dynein regulatory complex protein 11-like
Exons: 15
Coding region: 1-2091 (696 amino acids)
Molecular function (GO): ATP hydrolysis activity; ATP binding
Source: RefSeq, a predicted model, not a curated record